AAAGCUUUGUGUUAUAAUAUGAUUAUUGGUGUACGCACAUAUCAUAUUAAUUACUUAAUAUUAUCUAUUAUCAAGGAGAGAUAAUGCCCUCACUAACAUCACAAUAUAUCCACCUCUGGUGUGUAGAUAUCAAGGGGAGGAUAAGGUAAUCUGGAGAGGAUACAAUUUUUGUGUUUCGUCGGGGACCGUUCAGGGAGGUAGAGCAACUUGUGCUCUCUCUCUUCACUCGACCACACCUCAGCUUUACCUAACUGCACCCCAAUCAAACUUCACUCCAUCUAACCUUAACCAUAACCAAAUUGAUCCUAACUUAUCUCAAUGAAAUCAAAUAUGGUUUAGAACUCAAAGGACCUAGAACUUGCCUCCUUUAACUAUUUUUUCCACGAGUUAAUCUUGUACAAUUUUGUGUCAAAGUAACUGCAUUCGCCACAAGUCUGCCACCAAGUAUCUGUCAGCUGGCCCUUAUCAACACAGGCACAUCAUCUUACUCACCCUACAGCCAUAAUGUAUUGGCCAGCUGUAAUGAUAGCAAUAGCGCUGGGUCACUUGGGCCAGGUUUUAACGACCGUACAAGACUGCACUUCCGAAACCUACCUGGCAAGAAAUGCUGCCUACGAGUGCUUCAAAAUGGAAAAAUCCGUCGGUUUUAAGUUGAAGGGAAAUGAUACAUGGAGUGUAGGUCUCUACCUAAAGAUUAACAGCAGCAGAUUGCUGCAGAUCAAUACUUCUCUUUCUGGCAACACCACUAUGAAGUUGCUGGAUGAUGAUGAUGAUGAUAGCUCGAAGUUAAUGUGCAGCAACUGUACAAUAAACCAGUCUGAAGUCUUCACACCAGGAGUGUUCACACAUUUUCGCCUGAAGCCAGCUAAAAAGGCCGGUAUUGUACUGGAAUGGUACAGGGACAACACUACCAACGUCAGGAAAGUUACCUUCCCCAUCAACGAAGGCUUUAUCUUCAAGGAUAAGUCUAAAUUAUCCAUCCAGCCUAUAGCCUUUACUGAUGGCGUUUAUCUACGCACUAACUGCUUUAAAGGUAACACUUUGGAGGCCCUCCAAUUUUCUUGUAUUUUAUUUUGUAGAAAUUUAUACAUGCUUAAUACUUAUACAGUAGAAAUAUGUACUGAGGAUAGCAUAUACUCUUUACUUUUAUUCUUUUCACCGCUGAUCGGCUCAUUAGUGUUGCUUAUGGAGUAG
This is a messenger RNA of Homarus americanus (American lobster), 1194 nucleotides long. RefSeq lists its product as uncharacterized. The transcript is spliced from 3 exons. Lineage: Eukaryota; Metazoa; Arthropoda; Malacostraca; Decapoda; Nephropidae. The coding region runs from base 505 to 1194 and encodes 229 amino acids. The record is from RefSeq and is a predicted model, not a curated record.